AGAAUGGCAGGCCUUUUGUGCAAACAAAUUUUCCUAAGUUUUCUUGUUACACUUACGUUAACAUCCUCCAUAAACCCUGCUUCGGCAGCUCGUGUUGUAGCCGGUGCAAGAAAUGCUGAGUUUAUAAGAAUAUCAUGUCAAGCAACAACGUAUCCCAAUCUAUGUUACACUUCUCUAUCAUCUCACGCAAGUGAUAUAAGAGCAGACCCCCAACUCUUGGCCCAUGCGGCUCUUACCCUAACUCUCCAAACCGCCGAAUCAACGUCUGCCGUGAUGGUUAAGAUGGGGAAGAGCCAGGGCUUGUCCCAUAGAGAGGUGGGGGCCAUGCGCGAUUGUGUGGAAGAGUUGAGAGACUCCGUGAAUGAAAUUAGAAAGUCUUUGACAGAAAUGAAGCAGUUGAAAGGCUCAGAUUUUAACCUAAAAGUGAAUGAUAUACAAACUUGGGUUAGCGCCGCCUUGACAGAUGAAGACACGUGCACCGAAGGGUUCGCGAAAGGGAACGUUAAGGCCGCCGUGAGGGAAGCCAUUGUGAACGUUGCACAUAUGACUAGCAACGCCUUGGCUUUGAUCAACGCAUUCGCUGCUCUUCACAAUUAAGCCAAUUCAAUUAGUAGCCAACUUCUUAAAUGUGUUACGUGUGUAUUGUUUGUCUUGUAGUAUUAUCUUCGCCAAUUUAAGUUUGAUAGCAUUAAGUAUGUAAUAGUUAAAACAAAUAUAAUAAUUUAACUGUAAAAAA
Ipomoea triloba (trilobed morning glory) is the source of this 736-nucleotide messenger RNA. RefSeq names its product 21 kDa protein-like. The record is from RefSeq and is a predicted model, not a curated record. Lineage: Eukaryota; Viridiplantae; Streptophyta; Magnoliopsida; Solanales; Convolvulaceae. Gene Ontology annotation, molecular function: enzyme inhibitor activity. The coding region runs from base 4 to 597 and encodes 197 amino acids. The transcript has a single exon. Gene Ontology annotation, biological process: negative regulation of catalytic activity.